Messenger RNA from Mustela lutreola (European mink), 2165 nucleotides. RefSeq names its product HtrA serine peptidase 1 (gene HTRA1). Bases 176 to 1624 code for a protein of 482 amino acids. Gene Ontology annotation, biological process: programmed cell death; positive regulation of apoptotic process; proteolysis. The transcript has 9 exons. Gene Ontology annotation, molecular function: protein binding; serine-type endopeptidase activity. NCBI's taxonomy places the organism in Eukaryota, Metazoa, Chordata, Mammalia, Carnivora, Mustelidae. The record is from RefSeq and is a predicted model, not a curated record. Gene Ontology annotation, cellular component: extracellular region.
CCCCAGCCCGGCCUCCGUGCCCGUCCCCAAGGCGGCUCGUCACCGCCGCGAGGCCAAUGGGCUGGGCCGCACGGUCGCGCGCACUCGCACCCGCUCCCCCUAGUCCCUCCCGCGCUCUCCCCGGCGCCGCUCUCCGGUCCUCGCCCAGCCCGCUGCCGCCGCCGUCGGAGCCGCCAUGCAGCCCCCGCGCUCCUCGUGCCUCCCGCUGCUGCCGCUGCUGCUGCUCCUCGCGGCGCCCGCUCAGGCGCUGCCGUCCCGGCCGGGACGCUCGGCGCCUCCCGCCGCCGGGUGCCCGGAGCGCUGCGAGCCCGUGCGCUGCCCGCCGCCGCCGGAUCACUGCGAAGGCGGCCGCGUCCGCGACGCGUGCGGCUGCUGCGAGGUGUGCGGCGCGCCCGAGGGGGCGGCGUGCGGCCUGCAGGAGGGCCCGUGCGGCGAGGGGCUGCAGUGCGUGGUGCCCUUCGGGGUGCCCGCCUCGGCCACGGUGCGGCGGCGCUCGCAGGCCGGCCUCUGCGUGUGCACCAGCAGCGAACCGGUGUGCGGCAGCGACGCCAACACCUACGCCAACCUGUGCCAGCUGCGCGCCGCCAGCCGCCGCUCCGAGAGGCUGCACCAGCCGCCGGUCAUCGUCCUGCAGCGCGGCGCCUGCGGCCAAGGCCCGGAGGACCCCAACAGUCUGCGCCAUAAAUACAACUUCAUUGCCGACGUGGUGGAGAAGAUCGCUCCUGCCGUGGUUCACAUUGAGCUGUUUCGCAAGCUUCCUUUUUCUAAGAGGGAGGUGCCGGUGGCCAGUGGGUCUGGCUUUAUCGUGUCUGAAGAUGGACUGAUUGUGACAAACGCCCACGUGGUGACCAACAAGCAUCGGGUCAAGGUUGAGCUGAAGAACGGUGCAACCUACGAAGCCAAAAUCAAGGAUGUGGAUGAGAAAGCAGACAUUGCACUUAUCAAAAUUGACCACGAGGGACGGCUGCCGGUCCUGCUGCUUGGCCGCUCCUCUGAGCUGAGGCCAGGAGAGUUCGUGGUCGCCAUCGGAAGCCCGUUUUCCCUUCAAAACACAGUCACCACCGGGAUCGUCAGUACCACCCAGCGAGGCGGCAAAGAGCUGGGGCUCCGGAACUCGGACAUGGACUACAUCCAGACGGACGCCAUCAUCAACUAUGGAAACUCAGGAGGCCCAUUAGUAAACCUGGACGGCGAAGUGAUUGGGAUUAACACUCUGAAGGUGACCGCCGGCAUCUCCUUCGCAAUCCCAUCUGAUAAGAUUAAGAAGUUCCUCACUGAGUCCCACGACCGGCAGGCCAAAGGCAAAGCCAUUACCAAGAAGAAGUAUAUCGGCAUCCGAAUGACGUCACUCACAUCCAGCAAAGCCAAAGAGUUGAAGGACCGCCACCGAGACUUCCCAGAUGUGCUUUCAGGAGCGUAUAUCAUUGAAGUCAUUCCUGAUACCCCAGCAGAAGCAGGUGGGCUCAAGGAAAAUGAUAUCAUCAUCAGCAUCAACGGACAGUCUGUGGUCUCUGCCAGUGAUGUCAGCGAUGUCAUUAAAAAGGAAAACACCCUGAACAUGGUUGUCCGCAGGGGCAAUGAAGACAUCAUGAUCACCGUGAUCCCUGAAGAAAUCGACCCAUAGGUGGAGGCAUGAGCUGGCUUUCAUGUUUCUCUCAAAGACUCUCCAGUGGACGACACAUGAUGACUCUGGGCUGGUGGCACGGGACAGCCAGGACUUUGGACCACCAUGUUGCUUGUCCAGCAGAAACACCUGGCCAACAGAAUCCUUCUUGAUAGUUUGCCGGCAAAACAAAUGUAAUGUAGAUCCGCAGGCAGAAGCUCGCCCUUCUGUAUCCUAUGUAUGCUUUUCCUCGCCAGCUUGGACUGUUCCUGCUUAGACAGUCAACAAUUGUCUCUUCCUUUUACCGAGUCAUCAUCUUAGUCUGACUAAGGCAGUCGGUAGAGCGCAUAGAUGGAGGAAGGUCCCAUGGGAGCCAGGAUGGGUCUGGGCACGUUUAUGCUUUUCCUCCCAGUUGGCACCCAGAGGAGGCUGAGGCCGGAGACCAUGGGUGGGUGAACGUUGGCUUUCAAAAUGGCCAGAGUUGCCGCUUUUAGGAAGCUCUUCAGAAUGGGGAGCACAAUGACUUUGAGUUUGAGCUAUUAAAAUACUUCUUCAUACUCUG